Oncorhynchus mykiss (rainbow trout) is the source of this 6358-nucleotide messenger RNA. RefSeq names its product wingless-type MMTV integration site family, member 7Bb (gene wnt7bb). Gene Ontology annotation, biological process: cell fate commitment; multicellular organism development; positive regulation of JNK cascade. Gene Ontology annotation, cellular component: extracellular region. NCBI's taxonomy places the organism in Eukaryota, Metazoa, Chordata, Actinopteri, Salmoniformes, Salmonidae. The record is from RefSeq and is a predicted model, not a curated record. Gene Ontology annotation, molecular function: cytokine activity; frizzled binding.
GCUGUAUGUUACUGUAGCUGUACAACAACUGCACGUGUUCAGCUCAACCCAGAAGCCCGUCCCAAUCCUUGCAUAUCCAUACCAGCUCAAAGGAGGAGGCGUGGAUAGGGCUUUUGUUACCUGCAUUAGAAUACCUGCAGCUACAUGGAAAGAAUUUAAGAUGUCGUCAAAGGAGAGGAACUGCAACCGAUGUGUUACGGCCUCAAUACAGACGAGGGGAGGAAAAGGAGAACAUUGCACCGGGUGUAAAUGUACCUGGCGCACGCAAGAACAAGUGAGAAUACAUAACUUGUCCUACUUUGAUACAAAGGACGAAAUAUAAGAAUGGUUCACUCGAGAACUCAUCUUACUCCUCGACCCAUCGCUCUCUCAUAAGUGUUUUGUUGUCGAACUCUUUAACAACCACGUUUUGGAUCACCAUCACUCUCCGUCUCACCUGUUACCCGUUGACUAUGGAUUUUAAACGGAUAAAGAUUUCAAAGGAGUUUAGAUUUGACAUUUUGGAAAAGAUAAGUUAUAUCUGCAUCUGGAAAGGUUAGGAUACUGUAGUGUUGCCAAUGUGAACGCAAGAAUGACCACUUCAUUCUAGUGAAUGGCCCGUCCCAGAAGCGGUUAUGAUCAUGCACAGACCCCUCCGAAGGUGGAAUUUGUGCUUCUUGUGCUUUGGCAUCAUCUACUUAAGGCUUGGGGCCCUGUCUUCCGUGGUGGCGUUGGGUGCCAACAUCAUCUGCAACAAGAUCCCUGGGCUGGCCCCUCGCCAACGGGCCAUCUGCCAGAGCCGCCCGGACGCCAUCAUCGUGGUGGGGGAGGGCGCUCAGCUGGGCAUCAAUGAGUGUCAGUACCAGUUUCGCUACGGCCGGUGGAAUUGCUCCGCCCUGGGGGAGAGGACUGUCUUCGGACAGGAGCUGCGAGUAGGUAGCCGGGAGGCUGCAUUCACGUACGCUAUCACGGCCGCCGGCGUAGCCCACGCCAUCACGGCGGCGUGUAGCCAGGGCAACCUGAGCCAGUGUGGCUGCGACCGGGAGAAGCAGGGUUACUAUAAUCAGGAGGAGGGCUGGAAGUGGGGAGGCUGCUCGGCGGACAUCAAGUACGGCGUGGAGUUCUCCAGGAGGUUCGUAGACGCCCGCGAGAUCAAGAAGACCACGCGCCGGCUGAUGAACCUCCACAACAAUGAGGCAGGGAGAAAGGUCCUGGAAGAGCGGAUGAAGUUGGAGUGUAAGUGUCACGGCGUGUCGGGCUCCUGCACUACCAAGACCUGCUGGACGACCCUGCCCAAGUUCAGAGAGAUCGGCUAUAUCCUGAAGGACAAGUACAACGAGGCGGUUCAUGUGGAAGUGGUCCGGGCCAGCCGACUACGCCAACCCACCUUCCUCAAGGUGAAGAAGACCCAGGGCUUCCGCAAGCCCAUGGAGACCGACCUCGUCUACAUUGAGAGGUCGCCCAACUACUGCGAGGAGGACGCGGCCACGGGGAGCGUGGGUACCCAGGGGAGGCUGUGUAACCGCACCUCGCCCCACACGGACGGCUGCGACCUCAUGUGCUGCGGCCGGGGCUACAACACGCACCAGUACACCAAAGUGUGGCAGUGCAACUGUAAGUUCCAGUGGUGCUGCUUUGUCAAGUGCAACACGUGCAGCGAGAGGACGGAGGUGUUUACCUGCAAAUAAAGGGGUUUGUCAUAACGGACCUACAGUACGGUACUAUGACGGGGAGGGGCGUAGCAGGACUAGUUGGAUGAGGAGGAAGACCCCCAGAGGAAAGAUAAAUGGACAUGUCUUGGAACAGGAACAAUGAAAGACUUUACAAUAAAAAAGGAAUGGAAUUUUUCAUGUCAGCUCUUCAUGGCAUCGUUUUGCACAGCAGAAUCAAAAUUUGCUUUUUAAGAAAGUAAAGGCUAAAUAUCAAUAGGUAAUAAUACUACCCCAAAUCUUAGACCGACUGAGACAAAAUAAUGUGUGCUCAUGUAGUGAUGUAUUCAAAGUGACUCUAAAAGUUGGGACUACAGGAAACAAAUAGUGCCUGGACGGGAACUGUGCAUUGCACUCUGGGAUUUGUAGUUCUUUAUUUCCCGGAAUGGCUUCUAAAUGGACCAGAAAGGGACUGGAGAUGUGGUAGAAAUUGACAGUAACUGUUGAGGGAUGAGACUCUGGGAAAGAGUCAUCUAAAAGUCUUCUAGUAAGAACUCUUUGGAGUUUUCUUUUGUUUUUCCACAGAGGGAGAGAGCAGAGGUGAAUAUUUUAGCCCCCAAACAGGAGGUGUUUUCUUUUUGGAGUUGUGUAGACAUGAAGAACGCUGUUUUAGCGUGGUGCCUUGGGGCGCACCGAAAGCUGAGUCUCUAUAGUAAGCCCUCUGCUGCCAACUGGAACAGAGUAUGUCCGUUUUCCAGUCACACUGGAACUGUCUGUUUGAACACUGAAAAUAAAUGGUUUAUUUAUGUUAUAGUAUCUUAAAACAAAGCACUAACGGGUAGAAAUGUCUUUUUUGUACUAAGUGUAAAAAAUACUUUUUUUUAGAAAACUCUGACUGAAGAUUAUGCGUGUCUUUUAGAAAAUGGUACCCAUCCCACUAUCAAUCCCCCUUUUUUCUAAAAUGGUUCCAUUGCUAUUGGUGUGUUGACUACAACAACAACAAAAAUCAACAUUAAAGUGUAUUUUGCAAGUAGAAUCAAUCACGUCGGUUCUAUUCUGCUGUAGCAUAGCUUUUGUUUGCAGUCAUUUAUGAACCAGAUGGUAGGCCUACAUCCUGCCUGGCUUAUGUUGCAUUUUCAAGCAAAGACAGUAGAAAGAGCACUCCUUUCUUAACCACAAAGACCCUUGCUCAAUUAAUUUAACGUGAUAUUGACAUGUUGCCGCAUGUGUUGUCGAGAUAUGCCUCAAAUGGAAAUCAUAUGAACUCCAAUUUGACAGAGUUUUUGAAAUGUAUUGCAAAGAAAAAAACAAGACUGAGAAUCAAAGUGAGUGAAGUCUGCUGGUCUCGAGGGGAAAUGCAAGGCGUCAGCCAAUGGCUUCAUUCAUUCACUGCAUACAGAGCUGUGAUCUCAUUCUCAUCUGUAUUCAUUGGUUGCGGUUAUGCUAUACAAAAGUGUCCGGUUACAUCAGGUUUCAGUGACGUAGAACAUCAGAACACAUCAUUUUGGCACUUUAUCAUAAUCGAUCAUACAGCUCCUCCUCUAUUUUUCUGUGUGUUUAAGCUUCAUAUGUUGAUACGAGACCAUUUGUUUUUCUGCUGAUUUGAGACCAUGACGACGCAAGGUUUACUUCUCAGACAGGUCAGUUUCUUUCCUGUUUAAUUUUCUUGGUUUUUCAUGAGAUAGACAGAUCUGUCAUUGUGUGCACAGUGAAUAAUAAACGUUGCAAUUUAGGUCAAAGGUGCUGUUUUAUUGUAGUGACGAUGUAAAUUUAGUGUUGGUGCUACUCAAAUACAAUAGUAGUUUAAUUAGCCGGAUAGUCUGCUGACUAAAGCAAACUAUUUAAUGUCGCCUAGACGUGAAAGUUUAUCAAAUGAGUAUGUGUUCUAAUAUUGAUUAAAACCACUGUUACUAAUUUCAGGAUACAGUAUAAACGCACAAACAAGGGGAUAAACGUGUGAAAAUGAUCCGAUUUAUCUCUCAGAUAGUUUGUCAUCGCUGCACCCACAUAUUAGAACGACUAAUCCUGGAGUUACUGAUUAACAUAACUGGAGUCAAUUGUUCACUUUGCCAUAUUUAAAUUCUCUACAAUAUCCAGAGUUAUCUCAAACUUUUAUGGCAGAAGACCGUGUAUUGUUUGGGCCAAGUGCAAGUUGAUUCACAUAAUAUUGCGUGUCAGUGCUCAUCUCAGUUGCCCAUGACAACCAAAGGGCUUGUUAUUUGGGCUCUGACUCCUUGCAAUGGAACACAUUUUAAUAUGCCUGGCCCUUGUAUGUAGAGAUUUUAAGCCGCCAUUGUCUAUAUAAAAAAUGUCCCUUAUUCAGAAGUUCCAACCACCGUGAAUAUGGCUAUUGGCGUUGCCGAAGGAAGCGUAAAUCAUUAAAUAUCAUAAAUAAAUCAACCAGCUUGCUGACUUUGACAUUAUUUUGUACACAGCACAUGUUCAUAAUAAUCUGUGGUUCGUCUGUCUUGAUUAUGGUGCGCACAAAACAAAAGUCAAUUAUCUCUCGCGGCCCAUCGCUGAGUCAGUCAGUCACAUGUGUGCAGCGAGUGGGAGAGCAAGUGGAAGAGAGAGUCUUUGGGGUUUCUAAAGCUUCAUAGGGAGUUAUUGUGUUGCCUUUUCUGGGUAAUUGGGGUUGUCUGUCUUGGAUUGUCAGAGCAGCCCGUAAAGCCACAUCUUCUCACUCUAUCAUUGAAUAAUCGGUCUAACCCAGUCACCAUUUGUUGCACAUGUUCUUGACUGUAUGCCUGCUGUAGUCAAUAUAUCACAAUUUGAUAUGAGAUACUAUUAAAUCAAAAUCAAAUAAAAUGUUAUUGGUCACAUACACAUAUUUAGCAGAUGUUAUUGCGGGUGUAGCGAAAUGCCUAGAAUUGAUAGUGUUAGGGUAGCUACUCUAAAAAUGUAGUUUACCAAUCUACCAAUUACUUCACACUGGAAGAAGUUAAGCUACCCUUAAAGAAACAUAGUUUACUUAACUAAAGUUACUUUGAAAAAGUAGUUCACGACAUCCAAACGACUAAAUCUGGGAAGUGUCAUAGAAUACAAAUUGCAAGAACGGUUCUCUCUGCCGUCAGAUGUUAACAGUGUAAUUUAAACUAUUAAACACUAACUGUAUGUUUCACGGGAGAAUUAGUCAGAUCUGAUGCCGAAAAAGAAAGGAAAUGGUUGCCUACUUCACACGUAUUUGAUUUCAUUUUUGCAACAGAAAAAAGUCGUGUGUAGGAGUUCCAGUAGGUAGCAUGGCAAAAGAAAGUAGUGUGUAGGAGUUCCAGUAGGUAGCGUGGCAAAAGAAAGUAGUGUGUAGGAGUUCCAGUAGGUAGCGUGGCAAAAGAAAGUAGUGUGUAGGAGUUCCAGUAGGUAGCGUGGCAAAAGAAAGAAGUGUGUAGGAGUUCCAGUAGGUAGCAUGGCAAAAGAAAGAAGUGUGUAGGAGUUCCAGUAGGUAGCGUGGCAAAAGAAAGUAGUGUGUAGGAGUUCCAGUAGGUAGCGUGGCAAAAGAAAGUAGUGUGUAGGAGUUCCAGUAGGUAGCAUGGCAAAAGAAAGUAGUGUGUAGGAGUUCCAGUAGGUAGCGUGGCAAAAAAAAGUAAUGAACUGCUGAAAACACUAUCUAGAUUUAGAUGAACUACCACAAAGCUACUGCAAAAUGUAGGUUAUUACUAGUUGAACUACAUGUAACUCACUAUUACCCAACACUGAUUAUUGAUAUCAAUAAUUACAUUUCAAGUGUUAUGGAUGCCUUUACAUGUUGAUGGAGUACCUGUACAGUGAUUACCUCAACUCUCUGAACCCUCACCAUACUCUCUGUGUUGGCAGCAUUGGCCCCUAGAGUCACUAAAAACUUACUAUAGGCCAUUUAAGCAGACACUUUUAUCAAAAGCUACUUUACAGUCAUGCGUGCAGACAUAUGGGUGCCCUGGAAAUCGAACCCACAACCCUGGCGGUGCAAGCGCCACUCUCUACCAAGUGAGCCACACAGGACCACAAAUGGGAAAUUGGAGCUCCAUGCAAAUGACCUGUGCUGAAUAAGAAGUGCCUCAUUUUCCCUCUUGCUUUUUGGACACAAACGAGUGUCAUUCUUUUGUGAGUGUGUUUUUCUAGAUGGAUGGAACAAGGAAGUGCAUGUGCAGUCGGAAACAGCAAGUGAGAUAGAGUGUGGGGAUACUGUUAAGGAAGUACAACAUUGGGUCAAGGGUAGCAGCUCUGUGGAGGAGAGAAAUUGGUGUGAAUCAUAUUUGUGUUGUCUUUUCAUAAACUGAAAUUCUUGUGUCCUCUAAUAGUUAAUAGUCAAAUCCACUUAAGAUCAGAUCAAAAAGUAAGAUAAAAACUAAUAGCGCACUCGUCUUUGAACCAAUUCAUUUGUUGGUACUUGUUAGUUCCCUUGUUGGUACUUGUUAGUUCCCUUGUUGGUUGUUGAUGGUUAAUUUGAAUGUUGAAAGGAUUCUAAUAUGGACUCUGAAAGUCAGUCACCCAGACUUGGGUUUGUCUACUUAGCCCAGCUUGAAAUUAGCAUUUGAGGAACUGAAAAUGGUUAUGUCAUUUUCUAAAUAUCCAUUUACAGAUUGAUGGAGUAAUUUGGAUGAAUGUUGCAUUUAAAAUUGAGAACUUGAUAUAACAAAUGAGUUAUCAAAUCAAACAGUUUUUGUCACAUGCAUUGUAAACAACAGGUGUAGACUAACAGUGCAAUGCUGACUUAGGGGCCCUUCCCAACAACGCAGAGAGAAAUAAUAGAAAAA